CCACAUUUGCAGCAGGAACAGAGAUUGAAAACAAGGGAUUAUUUUAAAUCUGAAGCCUCAGGAAGACGAAGAGAACGAAUCCUGUUGCCUUGGGCUCCUCUACCAAAUUAAUAAUUCAGUUUCAUAAGAUUAAGCCAAUUUCAUCUUUCCGGAUGCUGUUUUUUAUAUUUCUUUCCCUUCUUUGUGCUGGAGUAUCAACUGCUUCAGACCAGAGAACGUUCUCUUCCUACUCUGGGGAAUAUGGUGGUAAUGAUGGGGACUAUUUUGAUCAGUCCAGCAACCAGUUUGAAGGCCCUAUAUCAGCAAUGAAAAUAAGGUCAAAUGACAGAAGUAUACUAAGCAUCCAAGUUCGCUAUGGUGACACAUGGUCCAAUAAUGAAGGCAGCACAGCAGGCCGCCCUUCGGACAUGCACCUGUCCUUUGGAGAGGGAUUGGUGCAGGUGAAUGGCCGUUUUGGAAACUCUGUGGAAUACCUGGCUUUCCGCACCAACAUGGGCCAUGUCUUUGCCUUUGGGCCGAAUUCUGGUUUGGGAAUGCCUUUCACUGCAGAGCCCUCGCACCCCAACACGGUUCUGAGGUUCAUCAGUGGGAGGUCAGGAUCGAUGGUCAAUGCCCUUGGUUUCCACUGGGAUGAAGAUCAAUGGAUGAAAGGGUGGAAUGAAUCCGUCCACUCUCCAGAUCCACCACCAGUGACCCAGAUAUAGAUCGCUCUACCUUUAAUUCUCACCCUUUAAAUCAAUACAAACGCUACACAAUCUCUUUUGUUUUCCUUUGGAUCUUGGGGGGAGUAUGGGAGAAGAAAAAGGAAGAGGGAAGGAUAGGGAGUGAUACAUUUUUGCUGUUAUUACCCUGGUUUUGAUGGUCCCUUCCUUCAUUUUGAUUUUGCUUCCUUCAUUUUGAUUUGGCUCAUUAAAGAGAUGUUAAGCUCAAACCAUGGAUCAAAGCACUAAAAAAAAUACAGAUAGUCCUCGACUUAUGACCUCAAUUGAGCCCAAAAUUUCUGUUGCUAAGCAAGAAACAAGUUAAGUGAGUUUUGCCCCAUUUUACGACCUUUCUUGCCACAGUUGUUAAGUGAAUCACUGAAGUUAGUAAUAUGGUUGUUAAGUGAAUCUGGCUUCCCCAUCGACUUUUCUUGUCAUGGGACACUGCAACUGUCAUAAAUAUGAGUCAGUUUCCAAGCAUCUGAAUUUUGAUAACAUGGGGAUGCUGCAAUGGUAAUAAGUGUGAAAAAUGGUCAUAAAUCACUUAUUUCAGUGCCGUUGUAAAUUUGAACGGUCACUAAAUGAACUGUUGUAAGUCAAAGACUACCUGAAUCUUGAAAAAAAUGAUUUGAUACCUGUAUUAUACAGGUAGUCCUCGAUUUACAACCAUUCAUUUAGCCACCAUUCAAAAUUGCAACAGCUUUGCAAAAAAGGGACAUGACCAGUCCUUGUACUUACUACCAGUCCUCACACUUACAAUCAUCAUCACGGCCACAUAAUCAAAAAUUUGGACACUUGGCAACUGGUGUUUUUACAACGGUUGCAGCACCCUGGGGUCAUUUGAUUGCCAUUUGUAACCUUCCCAGCCAACUUUUGACAAAGUAGGCCAAUGGUGGAAGCUGGAUGUGCUUAACAACCAGGUGAUUCACUUGAAUGACUAACUUGCUUAGCAAUGGAAUAUCUGGUCCAGGAGUGGGUUCUACUUACCUUUACUAUCGGUUCGUAUUGGGAGCAUGCUCAGAUCACUGAUGAUGAUGCCUGGGUUGGUGGGCAGAGCUUCCCGCCAGUUUUACUACCAGUUCUUGCAAACCGGUCUGAACCCGGGGCAACCAACCAUUGAUCUGGUCCCAAUUUUGGUUGUAAGUUGGGGACCAUAGUAACCUUAUCUUGUGCACACAGAAACUCUGGAACCUACAGAAAAUAUAGGCAGUGUUCCUUGAAAGACAUUUGCUCAGUUCAUCCAUUAGAUGCCAUGGGAAGAAGAAAUAACCUUGAGGAACAGGGGGAAGAGAGGCAACCAGGACAAUAGAUAAAAGAAACCCGAGUCUGGGGCAGAACUGUAACCCGAGAAAGUUUCUCAGACAAAAACCCUCUUUUGUUCUCAGGAAGAUAGAGCAGGAGGGGAAACGUAUUCAUAUUUGCAAGAUUCUAUGACUGUAACCUUAUAAUAAAAGAUGGAUUAGCAUUCAUAA
Pantherophis guttatus is the source of this 2173-nucleotide messenger RNA. RefSeq names its product zymogen granule membrane protein 16-like. The record is from RefSeq and is a predicted model, not a curated record. Lineage: Eukaryota; Metazoa; Chordata; Lepidosauria; Squamata; Colubridae.